CACUUUUUUUUUUUUUUAAAUUUCACCUUUUUAGUCUCUUCAUUCAUCACCUUCGAUCUCUAUAAUCUUCACAUAUUUUUAUAGCAUUAUUAUUAUUUAUCCUAUAAUUUUCAGUUCAUUGUUUACUGUUCAUCUUCCUCCACUAGAAAACUUGUGUUUUGAUGACUUUCUUUGUUCUCAUGCUGAAAAUCUGAAAUCUUUUGUGUGUUUGAAAUUAUUACUGUUUCAGUCCUUUUGUUUUUGAUUUCCUUUUGUUUCAGUCCUUUUCUUUUCAAGCUAAGUGUUGAUCAUAUAUGGAUUCUCUUCAGGGUUUCCAAACAGCAAAUAUAAACCCUUCUUCCACCACCAAUUUGAAUCCAAAUUUCCCUGCAAACCUCUCCAUCACCACCGUGGGAACCACCGCCGGCGCCACCACCAACACGAUCCCUUUAUCAGCAGCCGCGGCCUCCUCCUCCUCCUCCUCUUCUUCCACUUCUCCUUCGACACUCAGUCGCUACGAAAACCAAAAGCGCCGUGACUGGAACACGUUCGGGCAAUACCUCCGCAACCACCGCCCGCCGCUCUCCCUCUCCCGCUGCAGCGGCGCACACGUCCUGGAGUUCCUCCGCUACCUCGACCAGUUUGGGAAAACCAAAGUCCACACUCAGCUUUGCCCUUUCUUCGGCCACCCUAAUCCCCCGGCCCCAUGCCCUUGCCCUCUCCGCCAAGCUUGGGGAAGCCUCGAUGCCCUCAUCGGACGCCUCCGAGCCGCCUUCGAAGAACACGGCGGCAAACCCGAAGCAAACCCUUUCGGUGCCCGAGCUGUUAGGCUUUACCUACGUGAGGUUCGUGAUUCACAAGCUAAAGCAAGAGGCAUAAGCUACGAGAAGAAGAAAAGAAAACGACCCCCUCAUCCUCAACCUCAAGUUCCUCCUCUUCCACCUCCCCAUGGCAAUCAAAACCAGUAAGAACAUAUAUAUAUAUAUAUAUAUAUAUAUAUAUAUAAAUGGAAAGACGUAAUCAUGACCCAUCUGCAUGGCAAAAGAACAUGGUUUUUCCAUUGUUCCUUUAUAUUUUUAUUUUAAUUAAUGUCAUUUUAAUUUGCACCUAUAAGAUCCUGCUGUGAAUCAAAGCAAUUCCUUUUUGUUAAUUAAAACAAUAUUUGCUUA
This is a messenger RNA of Gossypium raimondii (Peruvian cotton), 1148 nucleotides long. Its product is annotated as protein LIGHT-DEPENDENT SHORT HYPOCOTYLS 4. The transcript has a single exon. Gene Ontology annotation, biological process: response to light stimulus; mRNA transcription. Lineage: Eukaryota; Viridiplantae; Streptophyta; Magnoliopsida; Malvales; Malvaceae. Gene Ontology annotation, cellular component: nucleus. The record is from RefSeq and is a predicted model, not a curated record. Bases 294 to 947 code for a protein of 217 amino acids.